GUACAACAGAAGCAAUUUCAACAGCCGGAGUGACAGCAACAGUGACUGUCCUUCUGAUAGCGAACUCAAGGGAUCAAUGGAUAUACACCCAGAUAUGGACUUUGGUGCUCACAGAAGAAGGUCAAAUACAGCUCAACGGCUGGACCGUCUGAAGAAAGAGAAAAGAAAUCAGGUUAAGUUGAAGACUAUUCAGUGGAAGGAAGUCCCAGACACAUACAAACCAGAGGAAAAGGGACAUUUGUUUGAGAAAAAGGAGCUUCCCCCAGCCAAGAACAUAGAAAAUACUAGUCCAUCCAAUGAAAGAGCAGUAGAAAAUGGUUCUGAGAACAUGGAGCAAGGGGAGCCUGCAGGGAAGACAAAGAAAACCAAAGUUGUCUCUGUCCUUAGCCAACAGUUAAAGGAGAUAGAAGAGCAUGGCAGUAACCCAUUCUUCAAAUACGCCAAGUUUGAUGGCAGGACUGCCGGGGGUGUUCCAACACGCAAACUGGAUAUCUUUUUAGCGUUUGCUCCUCCAGAACAGAGGUCCAUCCCCAUGUCUAUCCUUGUCCUGGCAAAUGCAAAAGCCCAAGAGGUGAUUGGGCUGGUGUGCUGGCAGUAUAUACAGGAGGGCAGGAAGCCAGAUCUGCAGUCAGUCGCUGGACAGAUAGAUCCUAAUGACUUCCUCAACAAAUUUUCCCUGCACAUGGCCGAGGAUGAUGGAGAGAUUGACACAGACUUUCCUCCCAUCGUUCCGACAGAUCCAGUCUCCAAAUAUGGCUUUACAAAGUUUGCACUUGUGGCAAACGCACCAGUUCAGCCAAAGUCGGUUGUUGUGACAAUAACGGUUCCGAACCGGGGCUUUAACAAGUUUCAGGUAGACUCCAUGUCUAUAACCAUGAGGGAACUCAUGGAGAAGGUUCUCAAGAAGCGAAAGAUAAAAGUUCGACAAGGUUUGAACUACACGCUGGAGAAGGCUAUGAAGUCCGAAAUUGGGAAGCCAGUAGAUCUGGAUGCCACGUUGGGUUCCAUGAGCUGCCUGGAUUUUUAUCUCAUUAGAGAAAACAGUUCCAGAGGGGAUGUGGAGUCAAACGGCGAAGAGGAUCAGAAGAUGGCAGAAACCCUGAUGAGCCAUCAUUACAAGUCUUUCAUUGUCAGCAUGGUACACAAGCUGAGGACUAAUACAGAGGUUCAGCUAGGUAUCAGUGGCGACAAAAUAGAAAUUGAUCCAGUUUCUGUCAAGGGAACUGCCCGAUUAUUUCGACAAAAAGCAUUUACCUACGAUGCAGAUUGUAUUGCAGCCUGUGAAAUCAUAGAGACAAAAAGCAAUGGCCGGGCUGUGUUCAAGAUGACCUACCUCAAUGGCCACGACUACAAGCAGCAUUACUUUGAAGCAGAUCACAACAUUGCAGCGGAGAUUGUCGCCAAAGUCAACAACAUUUUGGAGCUCAAAUUUAGCCCAGUGAGGAAAGAGUUUGUCUUCUCCCAAGAGAGGAAAGCUCUGCAAAAGAAGGAUUCAGUUAAACGAGAUUCCUUGCGGCCUGGGUAUUGA
Messenger RNA from Candidula unifasciata, 1528 nucleotides. The record is from the annotation of a GenBank genome assembly. Lineage: Eukaryota; Metazoa; Mollusca; Gastropoda; Stylommatophora; Geomitridae.